Molecule: messenger RNA, 4086 nt
Organism: Penicillium cosmopolitanum
Lineage: Eukaryota; Fungi; Ascomycota; Eurotiomycetes; Eurotiales; Aspergillaceae
Exons: 3
Coding region: 1-4086 (1361 amino acids)
Cellular component (GO): cytosol
Source: RefSeq, a predicted model, not a curated record
AUGGCGUGUCUCAGCGCAAUCGUCUCGACUGUACCUACCGAGUCGAGUUCUAAGCAGUUCGCCAAGGGAGAGACUAUCAUCAGCUACCUAGACCCGCGACAAGGCAUCGGUAUGAUUUUGGGAGUUCUCUUGACUGUAUAUGGAGGGCACACAACUGUAUAUCAUGAAGAUAGAGCCGUGGAGACUCCUGGUCUCUAUGCCCAUCUGAUCACCAAGUACCGUGCGACAAUCAUGGCAGCCGAUUAUUCUGGACUGAAGAUUGCUGCGUACAACUACCAACAAGACCCCAUGUCGACGAGGCACUAUAAAAAGAACUCCGAGCCCAACUUCAGCAGCGUGAAACUCUGUCUCAUCGACACCCUCACGCUUGAUUCAGAGUUCCACGAGAUUCUGACCGACAGAUGGCUGCGCCCAAUGAGAAACCCGCGGGCCAGAGAGAUCGUUUCACCAAUGCUAUGUUUGCCAGAACACGGCGGGAUGGUCAUCAGCAUGCGCGAUUGGUUGGGUGGUGAGGAACGAAUGGGAUGUGCGCUCACACACGAGAUGGAUCCGGCAGAACGCGAUUCCAAAAAAGAUGACGCCAAGCUCGAGAAGUCCGAGACCAACACUGGAUUUGGUAGCAGUCUUCUGGGCGGUGGAUCUCGCAUAUCAGCACCCAAAGAGACCGGAAAGAACGACUUGGCUGAGGUACUCCUUGACAAAGAAGCACUGAAGAGUAACGAGGUUGUUGUUUUGGCGAUGGGCGAAGAUGCUAGAAAGUACGCUAGCACUAUGCCGCAUGCUGUCCGGGUUGGUGCCUUCGGUUACCCGAUCCCCGAUGCCACACUUUCCAUCGUUGAUCCUGAGACCAAUCUUCUCUGCACUCCCAAUGUCAUUGGUGAAAUUUGGGUUGAUUCCCCUUCGCUCUCCGGAGGCUUCUGGGCUCUGCCGAAACACACCGAGGCGAUUUUCCAUGCCCGUCCUUACAAAUUCGAAGACACAAACCCGACACCUAUCCUUGUAGAGCCCGAGUUCCUUCGAACAGGUCUGCUGGGCUGCGUGAUCGAAGGCAAAGUGUUCGUUCUUGGUUUGUAUGAAGAUCGAUUGCGCCAAAAGGUGGAAUGGGUCGAGCAUGGCCAAGACGUUGUCGAGCAUCGAUACUUCUUCGUUCAGCACCUGGUGGUCAGCUUGCUCAAGAAGAUCCCGAAGAUCCAUGAUUGUACCGCAUUCGAUGUCUUUGUCAACGAUGAACAUUUGCCGGUCAUCGUGUUGGAGUCAUAUGCAGCGUCAACAGCACCUACAACAUCUGGUGGUCCACCCCGCCAACUAGAUCAGAUCUUGCUUGACUCGCUCGCGGAGAGAUGCAUGGAGCUCCUAUACCAAGAACAUCAUCUUCGAGUCUACUGUGUCCUACUCACGGCCCCAAACACACUUCCUCGAGUGACCAAGAAUGGUAGACGAGAAAUCGGCAACAUGCUUUGCCGUAAAGAGUUUGAGGCAGGCAUGCUACAAGCCGUGCAUGUCAAGUUCGGAGUUGAGCGGUCUGUUCAAAAUCUGCCGGUGGGAGUUGAUCUCGAGGGUGGUAUCUGGUCUCCUCUUGCUCUGGCUUCUAGGCAGGAGCUGCUCGCAUACUCAGAGAAGCAGUACUCGGGCGUGGACUAUCGCGAUGUUGUAAUGGAUGACCGAACAUCUACGCCACUCAACAAAUUCAACACGAUUGUCGAUCUCCUUCAAUGGCGCGUGUCUCGCCAGGCCGAAGAGUUGGCCUACUGCUCUAUUGACGGCCGUGGAAAGGAGGGCAAGGGUAUCACGUGGAAGAAGUUCGAUCUGAAAGUCUCUGCGGUAGCAACUUACCUGAAGAACAAGGUCAAGGUUCGACCGGGUGAUCACCUUAUUCUGAUGUACACACAUUCCGAAGACUACAUCUAUGCUGUCCACGCUUGCUUCUGCAUGGGAGUUGUGGUUAUUCCAAUGGCUCCAAUUGAUCAGAACCGCCUAGCUGAGGAUGCCCCGGCAUUCUUGCAUAUUAUCAAUGAUCUAGGUGUGAAGGCCAUUAUUGUGAACACCGAGGUGGAUCACGUCAUGAGGCAGAAACUCGUGUCCCAGCACAUCAAGCAAUCGGCUCAAGUUCUGCGGAUUGGUGUGCCUGCUAUCUACAACACUUCCAAGCCUUCGAAACAGUCACACGGCUGCAGAGAGCUUGGCUAUACCAUGAAGGAUGCAUGGCUGCAAGGCAACCCGACUGCCAUGGUUUGGACCUAUUGGACCCCCGAUCAGCGACGUAUCUCUGUGCAAAUUGGACAUGAUACCAUCAUGGGUAUGGCUAAAGUACAGAAAGAGACAUGUCAAAUGACCAGUAUGCGCCCGGUGCUCGGCAGUGUACGCAGUACUUUGGGUCUUGGGUUCCUUCAUACAUGUCUGAUGGGUAUCUAUGUUGGAGCUCCCACCUAUAUGGUCUCCCCUGUCGACUUUGCUCAGAACCCAAUGACGCUCUUCGUGACUCUUGCCCGGUAUAAGAUCAAGGACACUUACGCCACAAGUCAAAUGCUGGACUACGCUAUGAGCACUAUAUCCGGCAAGGGCUUCCAGCUUCAAGAACUCAAGAACCUGAUGAUUUCUGCAGAGAGUCGACCCCGAGUGGACAUCUACCAGAAGACCCGCUUGCACUUCGCCUCAGCCGGCUUGGAUCGCACCGCGAUUAAUGUUGUCUACUCACACGUUCUCAACCCGAUGAUUGUAACACGGUCAUACAUGUGCAUUGAGCCUAUCGAGCUUUACUUGGACAUCCGAAGCUUACGUCGUGGCCUUAUCUACCCCGUGGAUCCCGAUGCCGACCCUACUGCGCUCCUGCUUCAGGACUCCGGUAUGGUGCCUGUGAAUACCCAAAUUGCAAUUGUGAACCCGGAAACCUGCACCCUGGCCCACGUGGGUGAAUAUGGUGAGAUCUGGGUCCAAUCAGAUGCCUGUGCCGCUGGAUUCUACAAGUCAAAGCAAGAGUUUGAUUAUGAGCGAAUGAACGGCCGCGUUGCGGAUGGGGAUCCCAAUGUGCCUACGUUCGCACUGCCCGUGGAGAUGCAGGUUCUCUUCGUUCUGGGAAGCAUCGGUGAGACCUUUGAGGUGAAUGGCUUGAACCACUUCCCCAUGGAUAUCGAAACCUCAGUGGAGAGCUGCCACCGCAACAUCAUGAACGGAGGAUGUGCUAUCUUCCAAGCUGGUGGGUUGAUUGUGGUCGUGGUAGAGGUCACUCGUAAGGCCUUCCUGGCCUCCCUUGUUCCUGUCAUCGUCGAUACCAUCUUGGGCGAGCACCAGGUGGUGGCGGAUAUCGUUGCUUUCGUCUCCCACGGUGACUUCCCUCGCUCGCGUCUCGGUGAGAAGCAACGCGGAAAGGUCCUGGCAUCCUGGGUGACCCGGAAGCUACGUACACUCGCUCAAUUUAGCAUUCGCGACAUGGAUGGGGACCACCCCUUCGCAGAUGUGAUCCAGAACCGUGCUAGCAGAAGCUCCAAGCCUGGCAGUACCAUGGGUAACAGCAUGCGUAUGUCGACUAUGCACGAGGAUGAUGCCCCUCCUGUGCCACGGUCGCCAGCCGGAGUGGCUCUGGAGGACAGAAGCGAAGCACCUCCAGGACCGCCAUACCAAGAAAUGCCGCGCCGAGGCACUCUCCCUGAGCUUGAUACCAGAACCGACCAUAGCGUCCCCGCUACACCAGUUUCUGCAGCCCAUUCUGCGGUGCCUUAUAUUCAAGAACCACAGUCUGCUACAAUUAUGAGUGCAGACGAUGAUCACUUCAAUUCAAUGGGACACGAACACCAGCAGGGCACUGCCACAGACGCGAAUCGCGACUUCCGAUUCAGCUUCGAAAUGCCUAGCACACCGAUGGAGCAAAUACCUCAGGGAUCAGCCCAGCCCAGCCACCAGCAUUUACCGAGGGGCGACUCGCUUCCUAAUCACCAAGCCAGCAUGGCAGACCCUGCAUACGCUGAGAAGGCCCGACCGGGUACUCAAGAGAGCGGCGUGAUCGACGAUUGGCCGGCGGAGGCCCUGAUGUACCAGUCCGCCUUGGGUGAUGACGCUCAAGCUGCAGGUGGUAGAUUCAAGAUGGCUUGA